Phoenix dactylifera (date palm) is the source of this 477-nucleotide messenger RNA. Its product is annotated as protein DELETION OF SUV3 SUPPRESSOR 1(I)-like. Gene Ontology annotation, biological process: proteasome assembly; mRNA export from nucleus; double-strand break repair via homologous recombination. The record is from RefSeq and is a predicted model, not a curated record. NCBI's taxonomy places the organism in Eukaryota, Viridiplantae, Streptophyta, Magnoliopsida, Arecales, Arecaceae. Gene Ontology annotation, cellular component: proteasome complex; proteasome regulatory particle, lid subcomplex.
UCGGUUAAAAGGGCCAAGCGUUCGCCCCUACAAAAUGCCCCAUCUCGUUAUCUAUUCGGACCCUGGAGGAACGCGAAGCAAAUCGGUCGGUGACUGGAAGGAUCUUAUCUCCAUUCUGGAAUGGCAACGGAAACCAAACCUGCGGCAGCUGAGGACGCCAAGAUCGAUCUCUUCGAGGAUGACGACGAGUUCGAAGAGUUUGAGAUUGAUGAAGAGUGGGAUGACAAGGAAGGAGGUAAAGAAGCCUUGCAGCAGUGGGAGGAUGAUUGGGACGACGAUGAUACCAAUGAUGACUUCUCUCUGCAGCUGAGGAGGGAGCUGGAGAACAACUCAGAGAAGAGUUGAAUUUUCUCUUCAUGUACGGACGCUAGCAGACGUGAAAUACAUGGUGGUAAAUUCGGAUUCAUAUCAUUAAAACAUAUUAUACAUCACAAUUUUUAAUAUAUAGCAUGUUUCCAUUCUGAAAUUUUCAUAUCA